This is a messenger RNA of Trematosphaeria pertusa, 1874 nucleotides long. Its product is annotated as HET-domain-containing protein. Bases 132 to 1874 code for a protein of 580 amino acids. The record is from RefSeq and is a predicted model, not a curated record. The transcript has 4 exons. Lineage: Eukaryota; Fungi; Ascomycota; Dothideomycetes; Pleosporales; Trematosphaeriaceae.
AUUCCAGAUACAGCCUUUCUAAAGCCGGCCCUCCUUCUCAUAUCAACGCCAGCCUCGCUUCUCCGUUAUUCUCGCAUCCCACGUCGAGAUUUUUCGAGCCCAGCAGCGCUUCAAGCCCCAUAAUCCCCGCCAUGACGGGAAAGCGCAAGUCUAGCGCCAACGCUAAUGUUGACACCUCCAUCGCGAAGCGCCUAAAACUUCGGAAGCGCGCAGUAGCCCCUCACCUAUCGGGCCCAGAGACUCCUAGAAGAAGCACAGCUCCAAGUGCAACGAACGACAGUGGUAAAUCGGCCUUCAUCCCUUUCCGGGCUACCGAGAACGACACUCAGAACUACCACGCCUUGAGUCCUAGUUCUAGAGAGAUCCGCUACAUUUCACUUGAGCCGAGCGACGACAAUGCCGAGGACUCCAAGAUAGUAUGCUUUCUGGGCUACAUAUCCCUGGACAACAAGAAAAGAAUACCAUACGAAGCACUGUCAUACUGCUGGGGCGACGUGUCCGAUACUGUCCCAAUAACGCUUCUACACCCGGUUCGGUACGAAGUGACCAAAAAUCUCGCCGCUGCGUUACGGAACCUUCGAUACAAGGACAAACAUCGCGUGCUCUGGGUUGACGCCAUUUGUAUCAAUCAAGAGGACCCUAUCGAGAGAAGCGAGCAAGUUAGAGAUAUGAGUCAGGUCUAUUCACAAGCCGAGCGAGUAUUGAUCUGGCUCGGUGAAGAGAAUCUGUCCUGCCAACUUGCUGUGAAGUACAUGGACUUAUUGGCAGUCGCUCAUGGUAAUGAUGGUGAUGAGGAGGAGGAGGAGGAGGAGGAGGAGGAGGAAGAUGCUAUAGGAGACGUUCAAGGCGACAUUGGAGAAGAUAGUGGAGACGGCAGCAAAUUCCACAUUGCCUUGAAGGGACUAUAUCGGCUCGAAAAGGAACACGAGCGCAUUUCUAUCAAGUCCCUGACGGAAGACUUGUCUGACGAAUUCUUUGAAGUCAUUGUGCAUACGCUAGGUGAUCUCCUGUCGAGGCCAUGGUUCAGACGUGUUUGGGUUGUUCGAGAAGUCCUCUGCACCCGCACCGAUCUCGAAGAUGCGUAUCAAAAUGGUAGAAUCAUCGUCAACAUUGGGAGAAUGCGCAUCCCCUGGGGCAUGUUCUUCAUGUCCAUUGAUCGUAUAGUACACUAUCAAUGGGACCGACUCUGGCACUUCCUGCAUACGCCGGUCAGGAGGCAGGCAUACCAUUGCCUAAUGUUCUAUGAAAGUUGGUUAGAACUAUGGAGAUCCGUCGAACCAGAAAUAGUAGACCUCUUGGUUGUCACGCACGGUUUCCAGGCAAGUGACCCGCGGGACAGAUUGUUCGCACUUCUAGGUCUCGCAAUCGAUUCCAAAGAUUCGGACAGUCACUUAAUCCGCCCCGAUUACACCAAAUCUCUUGUUCAGAGCUGUUGGGAUCCGCUCAAGGAGCCUAGCGAUGCACGCUUCUUGAAUAAUUGCUUGCGGAUGUUCGGCAUGGGCGAAGGCAAUGAUAGCCCGGAUGUCUGGUCGAAGGGAUUCAUGUCAUAUCUGGAAUACUAUGGAACAUCGACGCAAAUACGCGACACUGGGUUUUUCUCAGACUGUGGACCAGAGAGCAUCCGAGUGUCAUGCCGCUUCUUCAACACAAAAUCAGGAGAGCUUGGGUAUGGGGACCUGGUAGAGGAGGGAGAUGUUGUGGUCGCGCUUCAAACGGCGAAAUUUCCCUCCGUGAUUCGGCCCUGUCAAGAACCCGAAUUGGAAGGGAAGUUUCGUUUCGUCGUGCCCUGCUUGUUCUACGGCCAACAGCCCAUGAACCACGAGAUGUAUUUACCCACGGCGGAGAGGCCUCUGGAAGUUUUUGAGUUGGUUUAG